AUGCCAUUUUGCCUCGCUCUCAACAGUAGCCAGUUCGCUGCAACUACAAGGUGCAAGACUCAUCUUUGUCCUAUCGCUCACUUGCGUUGCCGCUCAUUCACCGUUAAGUUUUGUGCCAACGUUGCCGGCGAGUCAGAUAUGGCGGCCUCAACAGUCCGAGUCGCUGCAGCUCAGAUGACUUCAAUCAACGACCUCGCCGCCAAUUUUGCUACCUGCUCUCGUCUUACCAAAGAAGCAGCAGCUGCUGGGGCAAAAUUGCUUUGUUUGCCAGAAAGUUUCUCUUUUAUUGGGGCUAAGGAUGGGGACAGUGUUAAGGUUGCAGAACCUUUGGAUGGUCCAAUCAUGCAACAGUAUUGCUCCUUGGCAAGAGAGUCUGGCAUUUGGUUAUCGCUUGGAGGCUUCCAAGAAAGAGGUUGUGAUGAUGCACACCUGCGCAACACGCAUGUUAUCAUUGAUGACAGUGGGAACAUUAGAGACAUUUAUCGGAAAAUAUUCUUGUUUGAUGUAGAUGUUCCUGGCGGAAGAGUAUACAAGGAAAGCAGCUUUACAGAAGCUGGAAAGGAUAUAGUUGCAGUUGAUAGCCCUGCUGGACGCUUGGGUCUGUCAGUUUGCUAUGAUUUAAGAUUCCCAGAGCUUUAUCAGCAGCUCAGGUUCCAAAAAGAAGCACAGAUUCUAUUGGUACCUGCAGCUUUUACAAAGAUUACCGGUCAGGCACACUGGGAGAUUCUGCUUCGAGCUCGUGCAAUUGAGACUCAGUGCUAUGUGAUAGCUGCUGCACAAGCUGGAAAACAUAAUGAUAAAAGAGAAAGCCAUGGUGAGGCAUUAAUAAUUGAUCCCUGGGGAGCAGUAGUUGGUCGAUUGCCAGAUCGACUCUCAACAGGUAUUACUGUGGCUGAUAUUGAUUUUGCUUUGAUUGACUCAGUGAGAGCAAAGAUACCAAUCGCCCAGCAACGGAAGCCCAUUGAUUUCUGGAAAUCUUCAUCUCUCUGAUUUGAGUCCUGCCACAUCUGCUUUAUCCAGAUGUUAGGUCAAAGCCACAUCAAAUUCUUACUGUGAUAUAAUUCAAGGACAUGCUUCUUAUUGCUCUCUGGAAGAAGUAUGACACAGUUAUGCCUUGUAAGUUGCAAAAUAAGUUAAAGUUUUCUUUGUCAGGGAGCUGUUUAUGUGCACUUCAUUUUAUCCAUAUCUCUGUAAUUAGAUUCUUGUGCUAUUAGUAAACAAUAUAUUCAUCUAA
Messenger RNA from Hevea brasiliensis (rubber tree), 1234 nucleotides. Its product is annotated as deaminated glutathione amidase, chloroplastic/cytosolic. NCBI's taxonomy places the organism in Eukaryota, Viridiplantae, Streptophyta, Magnoliopsida, Malpighiales, Euphorbiaceae. Bases 1 to 990 code for a protein of 329 amino acids. Gene Ontology annotation, molecular function: hydrolase activity, acting on carbon-nitrogen (but not peptide) bonds, in linear amides. The transcript is spliced from 9 exons. The record is from RefSeq and is a predicted model, not a curated record.